UUUCACUCAUCAGAAAUCCAUUAUUCUAUCUGGCAGACUCUGUGUCGCUCACUACUUCCCAAAGUAACUAACCCCGUCUGCUGCCCCAUUUUCCCGGACUCCAGCCCAACUUUCGAGCUGACUGAACCCGCAUCCCCCGCCAAGCGCCAAUACUUCCCCUUCUCCCUCUCCAUUCCUACAAGUAUCAAGCCGGCGAGCCCUCCUCCUUCCCUGUCUCAGCUCACCGUCUCCCCUCCCGCGCCACACAGACAUAACGCCCAACAAGACGGUGCAGACUGCCACGCCCGCGCGCGCCAUGACCUGGAACAAGUCCCCGGCCGACGGCGGCGCCGGAGCGGCCGCCUCGGCCGUCGACGGCUCCGACACCGGCCUCGCUCGCCUCCGCGAGCUCGGAUACAAGCAGGAGCUCAAGCGCGACCUCUCGGUGCUGUCCAACUUCGCCUUCUCCUUCUCCAUCAUCUCGGUCCUGACGGGGAUCACCACGCUCUACAACACCGGCCUCAACUUCGGCGGCCCGGCCACCAUGACCUUCGGCUGGUUCGUCGCCGGCGCCUUCACCAUGACCGUCGGCCUCUCCAUGGCCGAGAUCUGCUCCUCCUUCCCCACCUCCGGCGGGCUCUACUACUGGAGCGCCCGCCUCUCCGGCAAUCGGUGGGCGCCCUUCGCCUCAUGGAUCACCGGAUGGUUCAACAUUGUUGGGCAGUGGGCGGUCACCACCAGCGUGGACUACUCCCUCGCGCAGCUGAUCCAGGUGAUCAUCCUGCUCGGCACCGGCGGGAAGAACGGCGGCGGGUACCUGGCGUCCAAGUACGUCGUGAUCGCCUUCCACGCCGCGAUCCUGCUCAGCCACGGCGUCAUCAACAGCCUCUCCAUCACCUGGUUGUCUUUCUUCGGCCAAUUCGCUGCCGCUUGGAAUAUGUUAGGUGUCUUUGUCCUGAUGAUUGCUGUACCGACCGUUGCUACCGAGAGGGCCAGCGCCAAGUUUGUGUUCACCCAUUUCAACACCGACAACGGCGCUGGAAUCCACAGCAACUUCUACGUGUUUGUUCUGGGGCUCCUGAUGAGCCAGUACACACUGACAGGAUACGACGCUUCUGCGCAUAUGACUGAAGAAACGAAAAACGCAGACAAGAACGGCCCGAUCGGUAUAAUCAGUGCCAUCGGCAUAUCGAUAAUCGUAGGCUGGGGCUACAUCCUUGGCAUCACGUUCUCAGUGAAGGACAUACCCUACCUGCUGAGCCCUGACAAUGACGCUGGAGGGUACGCGAUUGCUGAGGUAUUCUACCUCGCCUUCAAAAGCCGGUACGGGAGCGGCGUUGGUGGCAUCAUCUGCCUGGGGAUCGUCGCCGUCGCCAUAUACUUCUGCGGCAUGAGCUCAGUGACAAGCAACUCGAGGAUGGCGUAUGCGUUCUCGAGAGAUGGCGCGAUGCCGUUCUCGUCCGUUUGGCACAAGGUGAACAAGCAAGAAGUGCCGAUCAACGCGGUCUGGCUCUCGGCUUUCAUCGCCCUCUGCAUGGCUUUGCCGUCUCUGGGAAGCCUGGUGGCGUUUCAGGCGAUGGUGUCGAUCGCGACGAUCGGGCUGUACAUCUCGUACGCGCUGCCGAUCCUGUUCCGGGUGACGCUGGCGCGGAAGCACUUCGUGCCGGGCCCCUACAACCUGGGGCGGUACGGCGUGCUGGUGGGCUGCGUCGCCGUGCUCUGGGUGGCCACCAUCACCGUGCUCUUCUCGCUGCCGGUCACGUACCCAGUGACCAAGGACACUCUCAACUACACCCCGGUCGCCGUCGGCGGGCUCUUCUUCCUCGUGCUCUCGUCGUGGGUCCUCAGCGCCAGGCACUGGUUCAAGGGCCCCGUCACGAAUUUGGACGGAUGAAUAGGCUGGUCGUUUUCGCCUGUAAAAUGUACUGUGUUGUUACAAGCUGGUGCAUGCGUUCAACGGGAGAAGAAAGGGAUAGUUGGUGGCAACGAGAUGUUGCAAUUAGCUUGUUCGACAGAUUUGCAACGCAACGGGAUGAGUGAAUUACAGUGGCCGUCAAUUGGCAAAACGCAUUUAAGAAGUAAGAUUGGCAGAUUAACUGCAUCUUUUUAUAGAGACAAACAUGUCCGUUUAAGAGGUGGAACGUGAAACUCCCACCUUCAACUUGAGACACUCAGAUUGGACCCGACACA
This is a messenger RNA of Phragmites australis (common reed), 2169 nucleotides long. Its product is annotated as amino-acid permease BAT1 homolog. NCBI's taxonomy places the organism in Eukaryota, Viridiplantae, Streptophyta, Magnoliopsida, Poales, Poaceae. Gene Ontology annotation, molecular function: L-alanine transmembrane transporter activity; gamma-aminobutyric acid transmembrane transporter activity; L-glutamate transmembrane transporter activity. The record is from RefSeq and is a predicted model, not a curated record. Gene Ontology annotation, biological process: gamma-aminobutyric acid transport; transmembrane transport. The coding region runs from base 296 to 1873 and encodes 525 amino acids. Gene Ontology annotation, cellular component: membrane. The transcript has 8 exons.